Messenger RNA from Pantherophis guttatus, 3934 nucleotides. RefSeq names its product transcription factor 12 (gene TCF12). The record is from RefSeq and is a predicted model, not a curated record. Gene Ontology annotation, biological process: regulation of transcription by RNA polymerase II. NCBI's taxonomy places the organism in Eukaryota, Metazoa, Chordata, Lepidosauria, Squamata, Colubridae. Gene Ontology annotation, molecular function: protein dimerization activity; DNA-binding transcription factor activity, RNA polymerase II-specific; RNA polymerase II cis-regulatory region sequence-specific DNA binding. Gene Ontology annotation, cellular component: transcription regulator complex; chromatin.
GUCGCCCGCCUGUCGCGGCCGCGGGGGCCCUCGGAGCGGGCGGCGGGGCCAGGGCGGCCUCUCCGCUGACGGCCGCUGUCCGUCCCGCAGGUGGCGGCGGCGGAGGCCAAGAUGAACCCGCAGCAGCAGCGCCUGGCCGCCAUCGGCACCGACAAGGAGCUGAGCGACCUGCUGGACUUCAGCGCGAUGUUCUCGCCCCCCGUGAACAGCGGGAAGGCCCGGCCCACCACGCUGGGGAGCAGCCAGUUCGGCGGGGCAGCUAUGGAGGAACGAGCAGGGGUGAUACCUUGGGAAGCAAGCAGUCAGUCAAGUCCUUCCUACGAACCUACAAGGGAAAAUGGCAGCCUUCUUGGGAAAAGCUCAGUUAUUUCAACAGCUCUGGAGAAACUGAAACACGAGGAGGGUUUUAUAGAAACUCCUUCCUAUGGUGAUCAGUUGAGUGAUGAACAAUUAGGACCCAGUGAAAGAUUAUCUCCAACUCCUUUCCUGAAUUCAAAUCUGAUAGGAAAAGCCUCUGAGAGGAGUCAGUUUCCAAUGUUUGGUCAAGAUGCCGGGCUCUCAGGCUGUCAGACAAGUCGGCUUCAGUCUGACAUUGGCGUUGGAAGCCCAGGCCCCCUGGCUUGCUCAGGAAAAACUGGAACACCAUAUUAUCCAUUUUCCUCUGCAAAUCCACGACGAAGGUCCCUUCGUGAUUCAUCUUCCUUUGAUUCUCUGCAGACAAAAAAAGUAAGGAAGGUGCCUCCUGGUUUGCCGUCUUCUGUCUAUGCACCUUCUCCUAAUUCAGAUGACUUCAAUAGAGAAUCUCCAAGUUAUCCAUCCCCUAAACCACCAAGCAGUAUGUUUGCUAGCACUUUUUUGGUACAAGAUGGGACCCACAUCGCUCCUGAACUUUGGAGCCCCUCCCAUGGAGUGAGCCAGUCAGGUUAUGGUGGAAUGCUGGAAAGUUCUUCUCACCUGUCGCCCUCCGGUAGUUAUGGCAGCCGACAUCCCCAUGAGCGCCUGAGUUGUCCUCCUCAUUCAGCCUCACCAACAGAUGGAAGCACUAGCCUUCCGCCAAUGUCCAGCUUCCACCGGGGCAGUAGCAGUAACUUAUUAUAUGCUGCUGCUGCCGCUGCUGCCGCUGCUGCCUCUCAUACUCCACCAGUCAACGGAUCAGAGACCAGUGUGCUUGCGCAUAGAGGGAAUCCUGCUGGAAGUUCACAGACUGGGGAUGCCCUUGGAAAAGCUUUGGCCUCCAUUUAUUCUCCUGACCACACUAGUAGUAGCUUUCCUUCAAAUCCUUCAACACCUGUUGGAUCACCAUCAUCUCUCACAGGUGCUGGUCAGUGGUCAAGAACUGGAGGACAAGCCCCUCUGUCUCCAAGCUAUGAAAAUUCUUUACAUUCAUUGAAAAAUCGAGUUGAGCAACAACUUCACGAGCAUUUGCAAGAUGCUAUGUCCUUCUUAAAGGAUGUCUGUGAGCAGUCCCGGAUGGAAGAUCGCCUGGACAGACUCGAUGACGCCAUCAAUGUGCUGAGAAACCACGCCGUGGGUCCUUCAACAAGCCUGGCAGGGUCCCACGGAGAGAUGGAGGGCUUAUUGCGGCCAUCCCACAAUAGGCCUGUUAGCACUUUGAAUGCCACUUACAGCACGUCCAGCCUCGUCAUAGCCAGUAGACAAGCCUCGAUGGUCAGCACACAUCGGGAAGAUGGUGUCAGCCUCAAUAGCAAUAAUUCAGGGUUGUGCAACACUGUUCCUGCCCAGAAUACAGAACUAAAUCAUAAAAUCCAAGAAAGCUGUAGAGUGCUGCCCGCUGGGCUGCCAACCCCAUCAGUAGCCCUGGUCCCGCUGGAAAUCAAGUCGGAGCACAAUGAGAAGGAUGAAAAUGCACAGGAACCUGCGUCCUCCGAUGACAUGAAAUUUGAUGAGGAGUCCUCCCAGAAGGAUAUCAAAAUCUCCAGAGGCAGGACGAGCACGAACGAAGAUGAGGAGCUGAACCCGGAGCAGAAGCUGGAGCGUGAGCGGGAACGGAGGAUGGCUAACAAUGCCCGGGAGCGCUUGCGUGUCCGGGACAUCAACGAAGCCUUCAAGGAACUGGGCCGGAUGUGCCAGCUCCACCUGAAGAGCGAAAAGCCUCAGACCAAGCUUCUGAUCCUUCACCAGGCUGUGGCAGUCAUCCUCAGUCUGGAGCAGCAGGUCCGAGAUCAGAAUCCAGAACCAUGUGGAAGAGGCCAAGAAGGGGAUCUUUUCUUCACAAGGACACUCAACAUAGCAUUAAACAGGACCAUCUCGCCGGAGAAACAACCGAUCCAGAAGUGGCCCUUUGAGAACCCCCGGCCCCUGAAGAGAGAGAGAGCAGCAGGCUUCUUCUUCCAGCAGGACUUCCACCCCAGAGACGAUGGCGCCUCUCCUCUUCUUUGCGGUUCUCCUGUCGCUCCAGCACAAUCAGAGACUCUGAUCUCCUCUCCACUUGAUGGGGAAACUGCCUUGUGCCUAAACCGAAUUGGCAAAUGCAUUGUAACUAGAAAACAUUAUUUAUUUGUAAUGGAACUAUCAAGAUCCAUCAUAUGAAGGGAAACAUUUAUCUGUUUAAAGCUUGGUUGAGAUCCUGAUGUUGAGAAGUACAUUCCGAGAAUGAAGCCACAAUGCCGCCGGCCCUUCACAUUCCCACCAUUCCUGCCUACAAAUGUCUUAAAGAAGGGAGAAAGGCGUGUGCCAGCUCCCUUUUCUCUGGCCAUUGGACAUGUAUUUCCCGGGUAGGUACCUUGAUCUUGAGGAGCCCUCUGACACACAGCCCUCAGCCUCUUGCAUCACAGACACAAGCCAUAUAGAGCCACAGCACUCCUUGAGCUGAAACCACCUCUGUCCUUUGCCUUCUCAAACGGCUCCCUCCCUUCUAAGGCUUGUAAUGGGACCGAGAGGAAGCCCGUUUAGAAUUGCCCUGGAGCUGUAAGAACAAGCAAUGCACAACCUGGGUUGAAAUCUUGACCUGGGAUGAGAGCAGUGCAAGAAGAAGGCCCAGGGUGCCCUGAUGCCUGGCUUCCUCCCUUCCUGGUCAGUUGCCUUUGCUGAGGGCGGAGCAGGGAGUGCCUCUCUCUGGGCAAUUCCUCCCCCUUGGACCCCCGUUUGAACUUCCAUGAAUGCUGUCUUCCAUUGUAGCAGCCCAGAGAAAGGCCCGCUGUGGCACUGCCCUGCCAUCCUGAGCAAACUUCUCUCACAGGAUUUGAAUUGCUCCUCCACCUUUGAGAGUGUUGUGGCUCUAACUGGCUUCUUUUCUACCAGGGGAAGUGUCUUUCAGAUGGUUCUUAAUACAUGCUGGUUGUCAUAAAGUGACCCUGGGCAAGUCUCCGUGGCUAUUUUCUGCCCCCUUCUUGGUGUUCCCCAGCCAGUGAACUUUGGCUCCUGGCUCUGUUGGGUUGUGCAGGAUGUGUGCUGUGCACCCCAAAGUUUCCCUUUGCGAAACCAAGAGAGAAAACAUUUGUCUUAUUUUUCACUGUAGCUAGUCUUUUAUACAAUAAUCUUGUAAGAAGUUUCUUGAAUUCUAAAUAUUACUCUUUCUAGAUUUUUGAAAUCAAAAGUUUUCAGUAAAAAAAAUUCUUACUUUAUUUUACUAUAAUGGAUAGUAAGAAAUGUAGGGUUGUUUACCAUAACCUGUUCAUUAAUAUCAGAAAUUUACAAUAGCAUUGUAAGAGCAUAGUAGGGUUCUAGCAUCCUGUGUAGUACCUUAUGGAAUUUUGUAAGAGCUAUUUGUCCGAAAUGAAUUGCUUCUCAUCUGGUUAUUCAAUUCCCAUAUGUUGGUUUAUUGCAAAUUUGUACCUUGUGUCAAAUUUCAAGAUAUUACAGAUAUAUCUUUUUGACCAGCAACAAGUUCAACACUUUUUCUGUCAGUGUUGUCUGUCAGAAAACACUAUGUAUAUAACAUUUAUGUAGCAAUAAAUGUGCCAUCCUUUUGUAA